This is a messenger RNA of Tarenaya hassleriana, 1256 nucleotides long. Its product is annotated as extensin-3-like. Gene Ontology annotation, molecular function: structural constituent of cell wall. The record is from RefSeq and is a predicted model, not a curated record. The transcript has 2 exons. NCBI's taxonomy places the organism in Eukaryota, Viridiplantae, Streptophyta, Magnoliopsida, Brassicales, Cleomaceae. Gene Ontology annotation, biological process: plant-type cell wall organization. The coding region runs from base 63 to 1022 and encodes 319 amino acids.
AGGGGGAAGGGGGACUAAGCAUAGAGCGCAAAACCACAACCUUUCUCUAAAGAGAAACAAAAAUGGGGUCUCCAUUAAUGGCUUCUCUCUUAUCAACUUUGCUCGUCUUCACAGUUUCUCUAAGCUUUGCUUCUGAAACCUCUGCCAACUACUAUUACUCUUCUCCUCCUCCACCAAUGAAGCACUACGAAUACAAGUCUCCUCCACCUCCGGUUCACCCUUACAUUCCUCAUCCGAUCUACCAUUCUCCGCCACCUCCUAUGAAGCAUUAUGAAUACAAAUCUCCUCCUCCACCUGUCAAACACUACAAUCCUCCUCCCAUCUAUCAUUCUCCUCCUCCUUCCAAGAAAGACUACGAAUACAAAUCUCCACCUCCUCCCGUUCACCAUUACUCUCCUCCCGUUUACCAUUCUCCACCUCCUCCUAAAAAGCAUUAUGAAUACAAAUCUCCUCCUCCGCCUGUCCACCCCUACACUCCUACUCCCGUCUACCAUUCUCCACCACCUCCUAAGAAACAUUACGAAUACAAAUCUCCUCCUCCACCUGUCCACCACUAUAUUCCUCCCCCUGUAUAUCACUCUCCACCUCCUCCGAAGGAACACUACGAAUACAAGUCUCCUCCUCCACCGGUUCACCACUACAUUCCUCAUCCGGUUCACCACUCUCCACCUCCUCCGAAGAAACACUAUGAAUACAAAUCUCCUCCUCCACCAGUUCAUCACUAUACUCCUCCACCGGUUUACCACUCUCCGCCCCCACCAAAGGAACACUAUGUGUACAAAUCUCCUCCUCCACCGGUUCACCAUUACACUCCUUCUCCGGUCUACCAUUCUCCACCACCACCGAAGGAACACUACGAAUACAAGUCUCCUCCUCCGCCAAUGCAUUACCCUCCUCCCGUUUAUCACUCCCCGCCACCACCCAAAACCCACUACAAAUACAAGUCUCCACCUCCUCCGACCUACUCACCACCACCUCAUCACUACAUCUACGCAUCUCCACCUCCUCCAUACCACUAUUAAUUGCAUUUAAUAUGGAGUCCUAAGUAUGCAAAAAUCUUCGGAAAUAAUAAAAGAGACAAGAGUGAAGAAUGAAGUCAACCAGCACGCCAAGAGAAAGUUUCCCAUUUCCGACAUAUGCCUUUUUUUUAAGUUAUGUAAUAAUUUCGAAACAUGUUGUUGAAUCAAGUGGUCUUUCAUGUAAGUUACGUCCUUUACAAAUUAUCAAAUGCAAGUUUUUUCGUCCAUUAUUCAAAA